UAUGGCGUUGAGUUGUAAAAAGUCUGAGUGUCCCAAAAUAUUUUUUAAAUUUUAAUGUCUUCACUUUUUUCUAAAAAUACAAAAAUGCUAUCUUAAAACAAACCGUUCAAAUAUGAAAACUAUUUUCAUCCUUUUUUAUUUAUUUAAAAUACAGAGAGCAAGCUUGCAAGGGUUUUGUGGCCCUUAUCAUGGAAAUAUCUGUAAAAAUUAUGUUGAUCACACAAAACAUGUUUGGUACAACAAUUCAGGCGGAUACGAAAAUGAACAAAUAACAACGGCAUUGUGGGAUGAAAUGAUUUCAACUUUUGAAGAGCCUUGCAGAAGUGCAGCAGAAAAAAUUUUAUGUGUUUAUGCUUUUCCUGAAUGUAAUGUUACAAUGCCCUUGCCACUGUGUUAUCAAGACUGCAUAGCUGUAAAAGAAUUAUUUUGCUACAAAGAAUGGGCAGUUAUAGAAGAUAAGAAGGCUAAUGGAAUUUAUAUAAAAUCAAGGGGACAUUUUCGUUUGCCAGACUGUGAUGUUUUACCUAAAUACAAAGAGGAAGCUAAGGGAUCUGUAUGUUCCUAUGCUGGGCUCACUGAGAUGAAACAAAGUGAAAUUACUUAUGAUUGCGUGAAAGGAAGAGGCCGAUAUUACCAAGGGAGAGUUAAUGUUACCAAAGAGGGGAUUCCUUGCCAAAGAUGGGAUUCACAGGAGCCUCAAGCACACAAUUCGCCACCUGAUGUGUUUCCAGAACUAACUUUUUCUGAAAAUUUUUGCCGAAAUGCAGGAGGAGAAGAGAAGAAACCAUGGUGCUUUACUACAAAUCCAGCAAUUAGAUGGCAAUAUUGUGAUAUUCCAAAAUGUUUAAAUUCCACAUCUGAUGAAACUGAAUCUCCUGGGAUAACAAUGGAGAAGUAUUUAACACCUACAUUUUUAAUUGCAGUGUCAGGUUUAGGUCUGCUACUGUUGGUAUUUUGCCUUCUGCUUAUACUAUUAUGCCACAGGUUUCACAAGAAGCGUCUUCUGGGCUAUAAUGCUCCAGAAACAUCAGAAAUUAAUAUUGAUUUGGAUAAACUUCCUAGCAAUGUUCAAUACCAUCGACAUGGGGUGCCACUAAAUCCAAAAUUGGAAAAAUUGGAAUAUCCUCGUAAUGAUAUAAUUUACAUUCGUGACUUAGGGCAGGGUGCAUUUGGCAGUGUGUUUCAAGCUAAAGCUCCAGGCUUGAUACCUGGGGAAGAGUUCACAGUUGUAGCAGUCAAAAUGCUUAAAGAUGAUGCUUCUGAAGAUAUGCAAGAAGAUUUUGAAAAAGAAGCCUGCUUGUUAGCUGAGUUUGACCAUCCCAACAUUGUUAAAUUAUUGGGUGUUUGUGCUGUGGGACGGCCCAUGUGUUUAUUGUUCGAGUACAUGGGUAAAGGUGAUCUCAAUGAGUUCUUGAGGCAAUGUUCGCCAACAAAUUAUGUUGUGAGAAAUGCCAUAACUGGUGAAUAUCCCAAUAGAGAUAUUUAUAGAGAUAACCACUUAGCCCAUUCGGAACAGAUUAAAAUUGCUUUGCAAAUUGCAUCGGGUAUGGUUUACCUAUCUGACAGAAAAUUUGUUCACAGAGAUUUGGCAACACGCAAUUGCCUCAUCAAUGAUGAAAUGGUAGUUAAAAUUGCUGAUUUUGGUUUAUCCCAAAAGAUUUAUCUGCAAGAUUAUUACAAAGGUAGUGAUAGAGAUGCAAUUCCAGUGAGAUGGAUGCCUUUAGAAAGCGUUUUAUACAAUAAAUAUACUCCAGAAUCUGAUGUGUGGGCUUUUGGUGUUUGUUUGUGGGAAAUAUUUUCCUUCGCUCUACAACCUUAUUAUGGGCAAACUCAUGAGGAGGUAAUUUGCUUUCUUAAAGAAGGAAAUGUCUUGCCAUGUCCGGAGAACACUCCUCCAAGUGUGUAUGAUAUCAUGAGACAGUGUUGGGCACAGAAACCUUCAGAUAGACCUAGUUUUCGUACGAUUUAUCAAGAUCUGUCAGAAAUUCACAUGAAUAUGAUGUCCAUGCCAUUAGUGCAAUAAAAUUCUACAACUUACAUAAUAUAAAUCUAAAAAAUCGACCACUGUGAAUGAUGAUAUAACAUUUUUAUACUGAAAGUAGGUCCAGGAUUUUAUAAAAUGCUUUGUCUUGAGUAUUAUUUUCUAUGGAAUUCGCGAAUUUAACUUAUCUGCCAAUGAAGGGUCAUUCUAGGUAUUAGUUAACAUUUACACAUUAUACAAUGAACCUACUAAAUUAAGCAGAAAAGAAGCACCCAAAAAAAGACAUUUUAAGUGGGCUAUUUUCUUCAUUUUUAUUUAUUUUAAAAUACUAAAAAGAGAAUCCAACAACACUUGUCAGGCAUUUGUUAUUCCAGAUGCUGGGGGUAAAGUUCUAAAAGGAACAUUUUCAAUAUGUUUGAGAAUUGUAUAACUAAUUGUUACUGAAAUUGCUAUAAGAAUUUGUUUCAGUUUCCUAAUUUUUAAUUUUUAUUAAUUUAUUCUCACAAAAAAAGUUGUUUCAAUUUAAACAAUACAAAUAUUUAUCGUUUAACAUAAAUUCCACUGGUUCACUGUCGAAAGUGUAUUUAGGCUGUGGAAUAUUGCCAAAACUAUAGAAAAAUUUACAUUUGUUUUCCUGAUGCAUUUGAAUACAUACAAAAAUAAUGAAAUCAUUUUAUGUAUUUACUUACACAUUUUUUUUGCAGUACUCUAAUGUGCUGUUUGAGCAUUCAAUAACAUUGACAAAAGUUGUAAAAUUUCGUUUCAUUAUAAUUAUUCUGCUCAAUGGCCUCUUUGUUAAUGUUUUAGUAUUGCACAUACCCAUUAUUGUGAUGUCAACUUUGUAUGUAUGUAUCUUUUUUAAAGUUUGUGUGAAUGUAUUUUAUUAAGAGAGGCGCAUCGAAUGUACUGUAUUUUAAUAUGGACAUAAGUAUAUUUUAGCAACAACACUUUUAUUUUGUGUUAAGUGAUAUAUGUGGUACUAUUUUGUAGUUCCUCUUUGUAGUAGUUUUUUUACCAAAACGAUAGGAUUGAAAAUAAAAAAUAUUCAAUCAUUUGUUUGUACUCCUUUGUAAUGGCAUAUGAAUUGAUUUCAUAUUGUUUACCAAAACAGCCAUU
Cylas formicarius (sweet potato weevil) is the source of this 3097-nucleotide messenger RNA. It is a transcript of the gene Nrk, whose product is annotated as tyrosine-protein kinase transmembrane receptor Ror2. The coding region runs from base 113 to 2023 and encodes 636 amino acids. The transcript has a single exon. NCBI's taxonomy places the organism in Eukaryota, Metazoa, Arthropoda, Insecta, Coleoptera, Brentidae. The record is from RefSeq and is a predicted model, not a curated record. Gene Ontology annotation, cellular component: signaling receptor complex. Gene Ontology annotation, molecular function: protein binding; transmembrane receptor protein tyrosine kinase activity; ATP binding. Gene Ontology annotation, biological process: cell surface receptor protein tyrosine kinase signaling pathway; multicellular organism development; positive regulation of kinase activity.